Molecule: messenger RNA, 2005 nt
Organism: Amorphotheca resinae ATCC 22711
Lineage: Eukaryota; Fungi; Ascomycota; Leotiomycetes; Helotiales; Amorphothecaceae
Exons: 2
Coding region: 234-1835 (533 amino acids)
Biological process (GO): purine nucleobase catabolic process
Cellular component (GO): cytoplasm
Molecular function (GO): allantoinase activity
Source: RefSeq, a predicted model, not a curated record
UCUCUUAUAUCCUCUGUUUCUUGCUGUUAUUCCCCCCCUGAUCUCCAGAAAAAAGCAAAGAAAAAAGAUUCCCUUACGGUAUCUGCCCUGAUAUCAGCCUCGGUCCUUAUCUGGUCCCACCCCUCGACGCCAGCGAUAAGCAUCUUCCGCCUCUAAACCUACCUAUUUAUAUCCUGGAAACGCCUUGAUUCGUCUUUCAGCCUCUUCCGGCCCCCUCGUUGAACCCCCUUGCGAUGUCUGCCACCGAUGGCUCGACCCAACAGUCUUUCCCCCCAACUCCCACUCACACCCCACCCCACGACUCCAGCACCCCGCUGGUUGUCCUGGUCUCGACUCGCGCUGUGAUCUUUGACAACGAGGACAACCUUGUCGUUUCCCCCGCUACCCUGACUCUCUCCCCGCAGACCGGCACCAUUGUCUCUAUCCUCCCAACUAUCUUGCCCGCGUCAAGUUUUCCGCCAAAUACCACUUACAUUGACCACACCCCGCAUCUCCUACUCCCAGGGCUUGUCGACGCGCACGUACAUCUCAAUGAGCCGGGGAGGACAGAAUGGGAGGGCUUCGAGACUGGCACCAAGGCCGCCGCGUCUGGAGGGGUUACAACGGUCAUUGAUAUGCCCCUGAAUGCCAUCCCACCCACCACAACCGUCGCGGGGUUGAACGAGAAGAUCAAGGCUGCGCAAGGUCAAUGCUGGGUCGAUGUUGGAUUUUAUGGAGGCGUAAUUCCGGGGAAUGCCCACGAGCUUCUCCCGCUUGUGGAGGCGGGUGUGAGGGGAUUCAAAGGUUUUCUUAUAGAGAGCGGGGUUGAUGAAUUCCCAGCUGUGUCCUCCGCCGAUGUGGCACUCGCCAUGACCACCCUCGCAAACACGCCCACUACCCUGAUGUUCCACGCCGAAAUGAUCCCACCCUCCACCGAUCAAACCUCCCUCCCUCCAGUGUCCCCCACGGGAUCCCUAUCCUCCUACGCCACAUUCCUAUCCUCACGUCCUCCCUCAUUCGAAACCUAUGCCAUCGAAGAGGUGAUCUCGCUUGCACAUCUAGCCCCUGAAUUACAACUACAUAUUGUCCACCUCUCCGCCAUCGAAGCCAUCCCCUUGCUACGAAAAGCGCGCGAAGAUGGAGUCAAGAUAACAGCAGAGACCUGCUUCCACUACCUCGCUCUCGCCGCCGAAGAAGUUGCCGAGGGCGACACGCGACAUAAAUGCUGCCCGCCCAUCCGCUCCUCCUCAAACCGCGACGGUCUCUGGGCCGAACUCACCCACCCCAACUCGGUAAUCCAAACCGUCGUCUCGGACCACAGCCCCUGCACGCCGGAGCUGAAACUCCUCCCCUCGCACCUCAGCCACGGGUGCGGCUCCGGCCCCGUGAAGACGGUCAACGGGACCAUCCUAAGCCAAGAGCAAGCCGACGCUCGCGAACGCGGCGACUUCUUCUCCUCCUGGGGCGGCAUAUCCUCAGUCGGUCUAGGGCUCCCCAUCCUCUGGACCACAGCCCAAUCCCGCUCCCCCUCCCUCAGCAUCGUCGACAUCGUGCGUCUCUGCGCCGUCAACACGGCGCAGCAAGUCGGACUCGGCCACCAGAAAGGCGCUCUCCGGCCGGGCCUCGACGCCGACAUCUGCGUCUUCGACGACACGGCGCCGUUCGUCGUCGGGCGCGAGCAGCUCCUCUUCCGGAACAAGGUGUCGCCGUACCAGGGCCGGGAGCUGCGGGGCGUCGUUAAGGAGACGUGGGUACGGGGUACGAAGGUGUUUGAGAGGGGCGCCGUGAAUGGGGGGUUUGUGGGGAAGGGGGGACAGCCGAUUGGGAAGUUGUUGUUGGAAAAGAGGAGGGUGUGAUGGGUUUCUCCUUCUUUAUACUUCGCAAUCGCAUAUCUCAUAGCCAUCUAUCCUAUCCUAUCCUACCUAUCUACCUAUCUAUCUAUGAAAGCAUGCAAGCAUAUAGGACUCCCGCUCGAGCAGGACUAUAGUAAUCCAUCUACCCAAAUAAAACCAAAAAAUUCCAUCCC